GGUCGGGAUGCAGUCUCAGUUUUCUAGCGCCAACGACAACAAGCGGGGAAAUGAGCGGAGUGGGCGCAGUGCAGCACAGCGCAAGCGAUCCAGGACCACCGACCGCGCGCCCGACCUACGAGCAACUCGAAGAAGAGAAUGAGCGUCUGCGCCGCGAGCUCGACAUUGAGCGUGGCCGCGUCGUGCACCUGCAGAGCGACAUUGCGCAAGUUCGCAAGCAGUCGAUGGACAUGCAACUGCAAGUCGAGGCGGAAGAAGAACAUAUCGCACUGACGCUGCUCAAGCGCAUCGACCAGCUGCAAAAAUCAAAAGAGGCGUUGGCGCUGCAGGUCGAACGCGAGGAAGAGUACCUGACCAACACGCUGCAAAAGAAACUGCUCCAGCUGCAACACGAGAAGGAGCACCUCGAGAAGAUCCUGGAGCACGAGCAGGAAAACGUCGUCAACAAGAUGAAGCAGCAGGUAGAUCAGCUGCAGCGUGAGAAAGUGCUCAUGUCAAGCAAGCUGUCAAAGCUUCAAAAUGAAAAGGUCCAGAUUGAAAACGCGCUGGAGCAGGAGCAAGAGUUUAUGAUCAACAAGCUGACCAAGCAAAUUGAGCACCUUCGAUCGGACAAGAAGCACCUUCAGGAAGAGCUAUUCAAGUCACCUCGCUCCUCGGGCACAGAUCUGUCCUCUGAAAUUCAAUCUCUUCGCCGCCAGCUCCAAGAAAACGAGGCCAAGCGAACGGCAUCCCAGCAGACUUCGUCGCACGACUUGGAGGAGCUGCAUUUGGAAAAUCUUCACCUGCGCCAGCGGCUAGCUCGCGAGCUGGAGCGAGUCGAGGCGUUGGCGAGUGAAAAGACCCUUGAUGAGUUUGAAAAGGAGACGUCGGAGGAGCGCAUGUUCAAUCAUCAGCUCACAGACGAGUUUGAUUCGCGCCGCUUCCGAAGCCACUCCAACCCCACACCACCUUCCCAUGCUCCGCCAGCACGGAGAGGCAGUAUUGAUACGUCCAUAGCUGAACCGAAAUGGUGGUCCGAACGCACACCGUCCAUCAGCAAAGACCGAGAUGACGGCGCUCCUCACAUUUCGCCGCACUCGUCCAUGCACGGACUCCAGCUUCCUUCACCUCAGCUCUCGCCAAUUCAGCAUCACCACCAGCACCAUCACGCGAGCCCACAUGGGCAUGGAAUUCUUCUGCACAGCAUGAGCUCGCCUGCCGGUUCGCACCUUUCCACCACAACGGCCCAUGCACACGAUCUGCAUUCACCCGGUAGCGCAACCGUCCACUCCCGGCAAUGAGGCAAAUUGGAACCAAAAUGCGAACAGCUUCAUCCCACCCCUCAGUGAUCUGUGCCCCCUUUUUUUGUGCGUUUAUCGGUUGUUCAACAAAGACAAAAAUCCAAAGUCAAA
Molecule: messenger RNA, 1391 nt
Organism: Capsaspora owczarzaki ATCC 30864
Lineage: Eukaryota; Filasterea; Ministeriida; Capsasporidae
Exons: 6
Coding region: 51-1280 (409 amino acids)
Source: RefSeq, a predicted model, not a curated record